CUCUUUCUCCUCCUCUCUAUCUAUCUGAACAGUAGUUGUAUUUCCCUCACUCUCUCCUUUUCUCUUUAUCCAGGUCUCACCUCUUCUUUUAUAUCAAGCGGUCUAUGAUCAGCCAUGACCACGAGACUCCUGAGGAGGGCCCUGUGCCUACUGGUCCUACUCUGCACCGUGUCACCGUUCAGCUCCGCCACCAACCACCCAGCUCCGUCAGCCCCAGAGCAGGGAGUCACCUUCAGCAACGUCUAUAAAAUCGACAUCCAGGGGAGCCCUAGUUGUAAACUUGAGCUCCUGCCAACCCAGGACCAAACAGGUCUGCAGCCAGAGACCACUACGAAUGGAGAGAACGACAUCAUCUUCAGACACAACAUCAGGCUGCAGAUACCAAAGUGUGACUGCGAGGAGUCUGAAAGCUUCAAGUCACUGAUGUACAGAGUCAACGGGCUGGAGGAAGAAGUCAACUACCUAAAGACCCAAUGUACUCAGGGAUGUUGUGGAAGCGGUGGGGCUGCAGGUGUGGACACAAGCUGUAGUGGCCAUGGUACCUACCAACCCGACACCUGCAGCUGCCUGUGUAACCCGGGAUGGGAAGGCCCAGAUUGUUCUGUCUCGUCCUGCCCUGAUGAGUGCAACGACAACGGCCGAUGUGUGAAUGGGAAGUGUGUGUGCCAACAGGGCUUCAUGGGAGAGGACUGCAGCCAGCUGAUGUGUCCAGACAACUGCAACGACAAGGGACAAUGUGUGGAUGGAAAAUGUGUUUGUUUCCCGCACUUCACCGGCGAGGAUUGCAGUGUCCAGAAGUGUCCCAAUGACUGCAUUGGUAACGGCCAGUGUGUGGAUGGCCAGUGCAUCUGUGAAGAGGGCUUUUAUGGCGAAGACUGUUCAUUAGUCCACAGUCCUCAGGGUCUACGCUUGGUCCAGGUGACCGACGUCUCCCUCCUGGUUAAGUGGGAAUCAGUUCGUAGGGCCGAGUAUUAUAUUCUGACAUACCAUCCCAAAAAUGAUGAGAGUACCCAGGAGCAUGUUCGGGUUUCCAACACAGAGAACUCCUACCUCAUCACAGGACUGACUCCUGGAGUCACUUACAUUCUCCAGGUGUAUGCCGUCAUCAAAGAGAUCCAAAGUGAAGCAGACAAGAUCGAAGCUACCACAGAUGUCUCCGCUAUUGAUGGUAUCAGAGUACUCGGCCAGACAGAAGUCUCUAUCCAGGUGGACUGGAAGAACCCGUCGGCUGAAGUGGAUCACUUCAGGCUCAUACACACUCACCCUUCAGGACAGGAGGGGGAGCAGAACGUACAGAGGAACCAAGAGGCGCGCACCAAACACACUAUUGUUGGUCUUUUUCCAGGAACAGAGUACCAGAUCUCAGUGCAGGCCAUCAAAGGAACUACUGAGGGAAAACCUUCCUCUGUCACCGGUGCCACAGACAUGGAUGCUCCUACCAACCUGAUCACCACUAAAGUAACAGAGGACACUGCAACAAUUUCAUGGGAUCAUGUCCAGGGAGAAAUAGAUGGCUACAUGUUGAGCUACACCUCUGCUGAGGGCUCCAGCACCGAGAUCCCCGUAGGACGUGACAGCACCUCGUACAGGCUGGUUGGCUUGAAGCCUGGAGUUCUCCACACCAUAUACAUCUGGACCUUCAAGGGCAACAAAGUCAGCACGAAGAGUUCAACAGCAGCUGAAACAGAGGUGGACGCUCCUACUAACGUCUUGGCCCAAGAUGAAACAGAGUCCAGCUUCAGGGUGUCCUGGGAUCACACCCAGGCAGAAAUUGAUGGCUACAUCCUAACCUACAGCUCUUCUGAGGGCUCAAGUGAGGAAAUCCCAGUCGGGUCUGACAGUACUUCAUACAUGCUGACUGGCCUGAGGCCUGGUGGCCUCUACACCGUCUACAUUUGGGCCAUCAAGGGGAGCAAAGCCAGCAGGAAGAUCUCAACACAAGCUAAGACAGAACUGGACGCUCCCGCUAACCUCUCAGCCCGAGAUGAAACAGAGUCCAGCUUCAGCGUGUCAUGGGAUCCAGUCCAGGCUGAAAUAGAUGGCUACAUCCUAACCUACAGCUCCUCUGAGGGCUCCAGUGGGGAGAUCUCAGUGGGGCCUGACAGCUCCUCUUACAGGCUGACUAGUUUGAGACCUGGGGUCUUCUACACUGUCUACAUCUGGGCCAUUAAAGGAAACAAAGCCAGCCAGAAGAUCUCAACACAAGCUCACACAGAACUGGAUGCUCCUGCUAACCUCUUAGCCCGAGAUGAAACAGAGUCCAGCUUCAGCGUGUCAUGGGAUCGAGUCCAGGCAGAAAUUGAUGGCUACGUCCUCACCUACACCUCCUCUGAGGGCUCUAGUGGGGAGAUCCCAGCCGGGUCUAACAGCUCCUCCUACAGGCUGACUGGCCUGAGGCCUGGUGUCCUCUACACUGUCUACAUCUGGGCCAUCAAGGGAAGCAAAGCCAGCAGGCAGAUCUCAACACAAGCUCAGACAGACAUUGAUGCCCCGAAGGAGCUGAAGGCGACAGAUGUGACGCUGGAGUCUGCUCUUUUGACCUGGCUUCCUCCUCUUGCUGACAUUGAGGGGUACAUGCUCACCUACAGAGAUGAGGAUGGCAACAUGGAGAUGGUUGAAAUACAGCUUGGCGCCCGCGAGAGCAAUUUUGCUGUAUCCAGUUUGGAGAUGGGGAAGAGAUACAUCGUCACCAUCAUUGCCUACAGAGGAAACAAGAGGAGCAAGGUGGUGGAGACCAUCUUCAGAACAGUUGGUAUCCUGUACCCCUUCCCCAUGGACUGCAUUCAGAUCAUGAAGGAUGGCAACAAGAAGAGUGGUGUCUACACCGUCUAUAUUAACAACGACCGCUCCAAACCAAUUGAGGCUUACUGUGACAUGGAGACUGAUGGAGGCGGCUGGCUGGUGCUCCAACGACGUACCUCUGGCAAACUUGACUUUAUGAAGCGCUGGAGACAGUACAUAGCCGGGUUUGGCAACAUGACAGAGGAGUUCUGGAUUGGUCUGGAUAAGAUAUAUGAGCUCACCAACACUCCUACUCAGUAUGAGCUGAGGUUUGACCUGGGCCUGGGUGCUGAGAGAGCCUAUGCUGUGUACGACAGCUUUAAGAUUGCACCGGUCAAGCAGAAAUUCAAACUCACUAUCGGCAAAUACAGUGGAACAGCAGGUGAUGCUAUGACCUACCACCAAGGCCGGCCCUGGACUACUGUUGAUAAUGACAAUGACAUCGCCCUGGGUAACUGUGCCCUGACCCACCGUGGCGCCUGGUGGUACAAAAAUUGUCAUCUUGCCAACGUCAACGGAAAGUGGGGAGACAACAGGCACAGUUUGGGACUGAACUGGGAGCCGUGGAAGGGCCACCUGGUGUCCCUCGACUUCACCGAGAUGAAGAUCCGACCCGUGGGAGCCUUGUCCAGCAGGAAGAGGCGAUCGUUGAUGGCCAGAGAGAAGAGCAGAGCCAUACACCUCCAAAAGAAAUAAUAGAGCACCUCCCACUUCAACUGCAACAGUCGUCACCAGUCCCAAUAACCUGCAUCACGCUAGAUUUGGGUGUUUCUGUACAUACCUAUGUCCCCACUGGUCUACAUGCCUCUAUGUGUCUCAACUCUUGGACAAUAUGUCCACUUGUUUGGGCGAGGAGAGAAAUGCCAAUAUGCAAUAGUAACUUAUUAUCUGUUUGUAAACAAUGGGAUUAAUCAGAAACUCCUGGUGGUUGUGGGAGGGCGACGAAUAGAAAAAUGCCUUUGAGUUGUUUUGAAGUGAACUGAAGUUAAUUAUUAACAUUUAGUCUUAUCAGUUAUGAUGCAAUAGUUAUUCUUAAAAACUCCUGUUUCACUGAUUCUGGUAGUAACCUUCAUUAUAAAUCAGGAAACAGUAGAUUUAGUUAAAUUCGGAUGCAAGAAAUCCCAUUUUUCUUCAAUUACUGCAUUCAUUUGAACUUUUACAAAGGUUUUUGUAUUAUAUUUGUUUAUUUUUUGUUGUAUGAAGAAUUUCAGUAGCAACUUUUCUUGUGUAUAGUAGUAUUGUCAUAACAACAUAAAUGUAAAAAAAAGCGUUUUGUUUUAAGGCCAAGUGUGAACGAUCGGCGAGUUAUUGCCCUGAGUUUAUUGAGUAUGAAGUUGGCUGGCUGUGUCACAUUUAGUUGUCGCUGCCGCAAACACUGUCACAUCACAUUAGCGUGUGUGGGACGAGCCAAAGAACAACAAUGGACGGCUGUCUUGAAUGCCCAUAUUGCUCCUGCUUUACAUUCAUAGGAUACCGACAGCGCAUAUCAAUCAAUGUGAUGUGCCUGCAUCAAACGUCAAUAAGGAUGACGUGUGUUUGCCCCAUCCUCAGGGACUUAAUGAACAAACCCUUGUUUUCAAUCUGGAAAGUUGACAAAGGUUAUUAAUACUGCUUUGACUUUGACUUUAUUUCAUUAUUACAAUUUUUACGCAUUUAUUACAAGGAUUUCUGUUGACCUGCCAGGAUUGAUCUAAAAUCCCUGAUCCGCAUACAUUUUACUGAAGUGUCUUUUGAAACCUUCAUGGCCCAUAAGUUUGUAUUCCAGCCAAUCCUCAAUCAGGAUUUUCAAGGUCAGAAAUGAGGAAUUAAAAAAUCUGUAUAUGAAUCUAUUUGUUUUACUAAUUGCAUUGUCAGAGUUACAUUAUAGCUGCCCAUUCAUAUUUGUACCACACAUAAGUAAAUGAAUAAAGGUCUUGUUACAUUGAGAUAUUGUAAUGUUCUAUAGUCUUAAGGGAUACAGAUUGAACAAAUAGGUUAAUAAACAAGAAGCCUAUCUUUUUGCAGAGGUUAAACAUUUACU
Molecule: messenger RNA, 4801 nt
Organism: Anarrhichthys ocellatus (wolf-eel)
Lineage: Eukaryota; Metazoa; Chordata; Actinopteri; Perciformes; Anarhichadidae
Gene: tnn
Product: tenascin N
Exons: 19
Coding region: 115-3477 (1120 amino acids)
Biological process (GO): regulation of cell adhesion
Cellular component (GO): perisynaptic extracellular matrix
Molecular function (GO): protein binding
Source: RefSeq, a predicted model, not a curated record